AGGAGGGGGAGGAGGACGGGGAGGAGGAGGAGGAGGAGGGGGAGGAGGAGGGGGAGGAGGAGGAGGAGGAGGAGGAGGACGAGGACGAGUUGGGGCCAUGGCCUCGCCCGCGCCCUCGUCGCGACCAGCGUCGCGGGCCCACGGGCGCCGGCAGGGCGUCCCUUGCGACGCUGGUGGCGGGUCCCUGUGCGCCGCGUAGGGUCGGGGCCACCUUGAAGGGGCCCAGGCACAGAAACACAAACAAAGAAAUGCACACUCAUCGCAAGAUUCCCUAUCGUUUUCCAUGCUUUCUGGGUAUAGGUGCCGUUUCCGCCUCUGAGUUCCAUCGGCUGCGAGCAAGCGGAGCCGUUCGCAAGCAGAGCUCAUAUCUGCAUGCCGACCCCACGGCCUGACACGCCCGAGCGCGGGCGGCACGCCGAGCUAGGCACGCAGGGAAAGCUCCCAGGCGCGUAGCAGUCGGCAACAAGUGAUGAGCCUGUUUUCCACCACCACCACCAUAAGUGAGGAGGAGGAGGAGGAGGAGGAGGAGGAGGAGGAGGAGAAGAACCCCCCCCCUUCCAACACACGGUGGUGGUGGUGGAAAACACGCCCAUCAACAAGAGCGGAGAGGACACCAGGAGAAGAAUCCUCCUCGAUGGGGUCCGAGCAGAUGGGGUCGAAGGGUCGCGCCGCAUCGCCAAUGCAUCGCUGAUGCAUCGGCGAUGCUGCGGCGACGUCGGCGACGCAUCCGCGACGUCGGCGUGAG
Prorocentrum cordatum is the source of this 745-nucleotide messenger RNA. Lineage: Eukaryota; Dinophyceae; Prorocentrales; Prorocentraceae. The record is from the annotation of a GenBank genome assembly.